AUGCCAGUUGCCUCUCGUCGUUAUGCCAGUCUCCUCUCUUAUGCCGGUUACCUCGUUACUAUGCCGGUUACCUCUCGUUACUAUGCCGGUUUCCUCUCGUCAUUAUGCCUGUUUCCUCUCGUCAUUAUGCCUGUCUCCUCUCGUAGUUAUACCGGUUACCUCUCAUUACCAUGCCAGUUUCCUCUCGUAGUUAUGCCUGUCUCCUCUAGUCGAUAUGCCAGUUGCCUCUCGUAG
Heterostelium album PN500 is the source of this 234-nucleotide messenger RNA. RefSeq lists its product as uncharacterized. The record is from RefSeq and is a predicted model, not a curated record. The transcript is spliced from 2 exons. Lineage: Eukaryota; Evosea; Eumycetozoa; Acytosteliales; Acytosteliaceae. The coding region runs from base 1 to 234 and encodes 77 amino acids.